CACGUGGUGUUCGCAUGCGACCUGCCAGCCAUGAUGGCGUGCAUAGGCGCGCUGCCACGCCUCGCCAUGCUCGUCGUCGACCUGCACAUGCCCUUCUUCGGGCAGUCAGUGAAGGCGGACGCCCUGUGGACCACGCACUCCUGCUUCACCCACCAGGCCAUGACAGCACUGGCGACUGCAGGGCCCGCGCCGCUCACAGCACUGUCACUCAGCCCCUGUGCCCUCGCACCCGCCUCCUUCCACACGCUCGCCUCCGCCUUUCCCUGCCUUAUGGCACUGGACCUGCAGGGGCUGCACAGCGAGCCCAUGCACCUCCCCCACGUUCUGCCACUCCAGUGCUGCGAGCUUGCGACUGACAUCUGCGAGAGUCUUGUUGGAAUACCUUCAGAAAAGUCGUUCGACCUUCUUAACCGUGCCUCCCGUAUCCAGAGCCUUUUGGUCGAAGACCUCUUUGAGUAUGAGAGGCGCCAGAAUGAGGAAGAUAUUGGGAGAAGCCUUACACGUCUCGACUCCGUUGUUGAGCAGGCGAAGAAGGAUUUGUGCGAACUUAUGGAGUCUCACUGGAAGACUAUCUCUCAAACAAGCCGUUAUCGGAAAUUGCACGAAAUUUUGAUCGCGCUGGAGGCCUCGGCGAUUCAACUCGGUCAAGCACUGUCCGACACUUGUUCCCGUUCAAUUUCGUUUUCUGAAUCCAAGCCAAGCUCGGGCUCACCCUUGACCAUGCCACUGCCAUUGAUACCUGUGGAUGAUUGGGAUGACAUAUUGCCAUGGCAAGCAGCCUCCAUACAAUCAGCAUUCCCCACAGCUCUGGAGUCAGAUGCAGAGACAACACUGCAGCCGUUCAGCGCAAUGUACUCUCGAAUGGCGCCGUCCAUGUCGGCUUAUAACGCAGCGCAUGCCGACGAGCUACCGCGUCAGCGGCGGAAGCGUAGGACGAAGGCGCAGAUGGCGGCGGACAGGGCGAUCGCGGCGGCCUUCAAGCGGAAGCGGGGGAGGCCGAGCAAGUCGGACGUGCUGGCGCGGCAGGCGCUGAUCAUGGCGGCGCACAGCGGCAUGCCCGUCACGGACCCCUCCAACAUCGACGCCAUUCUCGCCGCGCAGAACGCGUCGGCGCUCGUGCCCACGGCGACGGCGACGCGCGCGAGGAUGACCAAGUCGCAGCUGAAGGCGCGGCGGCUCAACCAGGCGGGCGGGGACGACGGCGCGGCGGUGCAGCCCGGUUGGGUGGGGCAGAACGUGCAGGGCGUGCUGGACGGCACGUUCGACGCGGGUUACUUUGUAACCAUCCGCGUCGGCAACACCAACACCAUUCUGCGCGGCGUCGUAUUCGCGCCUGGCGUCGCGGCGCCCCUGCCAUGGCCGGAAGACGCGGCGCCCAGAGUGCCGAAGCUGAAACGCGACGCGUCCAUCACCCUCCCUGCCGACCCCGCCCCUGCUGCUGAAGCUUCAGCAGUGCCAGCAGCGGCAGCGGCAGGUGCGGGCACAGGCGAUCUGGCUGGCGCACGGGCAGCCGCGCCUGCAGCAGCCUCGCAACCCGGUGCAGCAUCGUCAGCUCCGGGUGGUGCAGCAGCAGGUGGCGCAUCCAAAGCAGGUGCAGCAGGGGCAGAUGCUGCACCCGCAGAGACAAAAUCGGUAACAGAGAGAGCGACACCAGGUGCAGACGCAGGGGCGGCAGGGGCAUCACAUGCAGCAGGGGGGGGUGGGGGAGCAGAGGGCGGGCAGGAGGGGAAGGACGAUGGUGGGUCGGUGUGGGAGGUGGUGAUUUGA
Molecule: messenger RNA, 1767 nt
Organism: Closterium sp. Yama58-4
Lineage: Eukaryota; Viridiplantae; Streptophyta; Zygnematophyceae; Desmidiales; Closteriaceae
Source: the annotation of a GenBank genome assembly